This is a messenger RNA of Pundamilia nyererei, 1960 nucleotides long. It is a transcript of the gene fgf4, whose product is annotated as fibroblast growth factor 4. NCBI's taxonomy places the organism in Eukaryota, Metazoa, Chordata, Actinopteri, Cichliformes, Cichlidae. The coding region runs from base 181 to 762 and encodes 193 amino acids. The transcript has 3 exons. Gene Ontology annotation, molecular function: growth factor activity. The record is from RefSeq and is a predicted model, not a curated record.
CUAAGUGUGGAGCAGUGAUGUAAUGUGUAUGCAGGUAUAAAUAUAGAGGUCUGGCUUUGCCGAGUCCAUGCAGAUCAAUGUCGCUCCCGGGCGCUGCUGCCUGCUUCGCUCUGCUUCUCGCUCUUCUCUCUUCACUGGAGAGUCGAACACUGGGAAGCUGCUCUCACAGACGGAGCCGGGAUGGGCUCUCUGACCGCCCUGCGGACCGUCCUGGUGCUUGGCCUGGUUGGCAGACUGGCAGGAUGCGCUCCCGGCCUGAACGGCACGGCGGACCGCUGGGAAGCCCUUUACUCCCGGUCCCUCGCUCGAAUCCAGGGGGAGAAGCGGGAGGAGAGCGGCCGGGACAGCGACUACCUCCUGGGCAUUAAGAGGUUGAGGCGGCUCUAUUGCAACGUGGGGAUCGGUUUUCAUAUCCAGGUGUUACCAGAUGGCAGAAUAACGGGAGUACACAACGAACAUCGUUACAGUCUCCUGCAGAUCUCUCCGGUGGAGAGAGGAGUGGUGACCUUGCUGGGCAUUCGUAGCGGACUUUUUGUGGCCAUGAACCGACGGGGAAAGCUGUACGGAUCUUUACAUUACAACAACGAGUGUAAGUUCAGAGAGACGCUCCUUGCCAACAACUACAAUGCUUACGAGUCAGUUGCCUACCCAAGGAUGUUCAUCGGCCUGAGUAAGAACGGCAAAACAAAACGAGGAAACAGAGUGUCACCCGCCAUGACAGUGACACAUUUCUUGCCAAGAAUCUACUGGCCUCAUAAAUAGACCACCUCAAUUUUGAGAUUCGGGAAGAACUCCAACAUGAGAUGCACUUUCACUCUAAGUUUUAUGCAAGUGUAUCAUAUUUGAUUUUCUGCUAUGUAUAUAUUCAUUUUUUAUAUAUCUGUGCCUGAAAGCUAUUUUCUAUUUAGGAAGUCUUUUUCACUGUUGGUAGGAGAUGUAAAAUGUGUUAUUUAUGCUGCUCUUGUCAUUGGAAGAUUUGCUUUUAAUUAAUUAAUUUAUUUAUUUAUUUUUCUGACACAGGAAAAGGGAACAGCAAAAUACAACAUUUAGAGCUUUAAUAUGUUCUUUUUUCUGUCUAUGCUUGAAAAAAAACAAACGAGUUUCUUUGGUGUGAGAAACAGCACUGAUUGCUUAAUGCUCCAACUCUUUGUGUGAGGCACUGGACCCUAAUUGAAACAGUAUCAUAUUACUAAAGGAAGAGAGAGGAUGGAAGGAGGGGAGAGUCUAAGACCCCUAUCAACCACUUCUGGUCUGUUUAUAGCUCUGCCAGCGGGAUGAACUCUGAACUUUUGUGCUGUCAGUCUCAGUGAGAUCUAUAAGUCGCAAAGAGAGAGAGGGAUCCUCUUUGAUGUCAUGUUAGUAGAUAAUAUGGAGGUUUAAAGGCAAAGUGAAAAAGCUGAAAUUGAAGUGGGCUUCAUGAUACUGCAUUUGUGUCUGUUUGGACAUCUGGUUACGCAGAGUGAAGGAUUUUGGGUAUGCAACCAAAGCAUGCAUGCACAUAGACCAAAGGGGAUGACACUGUGCAUAGGUUGAAAGCUAACUGGUUGCGUAGUGUGCCUGAACAGCAAAGGAAGCAGCAGUGAAGUUCACCACAUAGUUGCCUGAAAAGCAAGGGCAGUGCCUGAAUAAACUCUUUUCAACACCAAGGUCCUUUACUGCAUUUUUAUGCAGACUUGCCGAUCUUCUUUUAAGCACAUGCGUUUGCUCUUGCCCUGGUGCGUAACAGCACCAAUGCAAAAGAACACUUUAAGGUCUCUUCACCACUCUGGGAACUCUGAGAAGAGGUCACAGUAGGACUAUUGUUUAUCUAAUGUACUUGUCUGAUAGAUAUGUAAAAGGGAAGUAAGGAGUGGCUCUGAUAGGUUUAGGACAGUGAAGGAAAGUGUCAGUCUCUUGUCUCCACUAAUACUGUAUGUCAAGACUAUCCUACUUUUAUAAAUGAAAAAUAACUCAGGUUAAA